This is a messenger RNA of Triticum turgidum subsp. durum (durum wheat), 630 nucleotides long. Lineage: Eukaryota; Viridiplantae; Streptophyta; Magnoliopsida; Poales; Poaceae. The record is from the annotation of a GenBank genome assembly.
AUGGGCGAGGUGUACCUGGGACUGGAUCGAUCGGCCAGGCCGGAGCCGGAGCCAGCGGACGUCGGCAUUGCCCAGGGCAACCAGGUCACUAACCUGGUGUCGGCCGGAUGGACGGAUGAGAGGCACACGGAUUACAUAAGCUCCAUGGAAGCCUCUUUCAUCAACCGACUCUUCAAUCACGGGAACAACGCCAACAGGAAAGAUUCAGGUACCAAUGGGUUCAAGGUUCUCCAAGGUGGGGCUGGAGUGUGGAAGAAAGUCGAGUUUGCGAGGCCCGGUGCUUGCGCUCAAGUCGGGGCCAAACAAAGCCUGCCUGCAAACCCCUGGAUCCAGCAUUUCAGAUCGCGUGAUUGCAGCAGCAGCAGCAGCAGUGCAAGAGGUGAUGGGGCACAAACUUUAGUAGGUGAUCACGAAUCGGGUAUUCGGACUACCCCUGGGGGGACUCCCUUGUCCCAUGGAAGGGAAUUGGGAGCUUGCAAGGGAGAAAACCUUCUCGACCAAAAUUCAGAGGUCUCUGAUCAGAACUUUGCUGACGACGACGAGGCGGAAGUCGGCGCAGAAUCAAGCAGAACAUGCAAGAAAAGACGAUUGAGCAGUUCUUCCACUUACUGCGCCCAAACGAUCCAGUGA